This is a messenger RNA of Phragmites australis (common reed), 1603 nucleotides long. RefSeq names its product transcription factor SPEECHLESS-like. Gene Ontology annotation, biological process: guard cell differentiation; positive regulation of DNA-templated transcription; stomatal complex development. Gene Ontology annotation, cellular component: nucleus. The transcript is spliced from 3 exons. Bases 267 to 1394 code for a protein of 375 amino acids. Gene Ontology annotation, molecular function: DNA-binding transcription factor activity; protein dimerization activity. NCBI's taxonomy places the organism in Eukaryota, Viridiplantae, Streptophyta, Magnoliopsida, Poales, Poaceae. The record is from RefSeq and is a predicted model, not a curated record.
UAUGGCCCUUCGUCCCCUCACAUGACUAUACAACGAUCAGCAACGGUCUACUCUUGUCUCUCUCUCCUCUCUCCUCUCACUUUGCGAGCCUGAUUGCUUAAAGGCAGCAAGAGAUUCUUCUCACUUUUUGCAAACAUUCUCCCCUAUACCACUUCCUCUGUGAUCAGAUUCGGAGGCCAUAUUUAGGCACAAGGUAAGGUCCUCAAGGACGUGUACGUGCAUAGGUAGCUAUCGCCAGCUUACUUUGCCGUGCACUGGCACUUUCCAUGCCGCGGCCAUCAAUGGGGGACGGAGUGUGCGGGCUCUUGGUCGACGACCACUGCCAGCUCCGCCACGUGUCGGAAGCCGAGGACCUGUUCAGCAUCCUCGAGACGUGGGAAGAGUGCGUGAACGGCGCCGGCGGUGCUUCCCCGGCUGUGGCGCCAGCGUUUAGCCAGAGCUGCACCGGUGGUGCUGUGGCUGGCGCAGUGAGCGCUAGACCGAAGGGGAACAGCCGGCGGCGCUCGGGCGACGAAGAGAAAUGCUACGGCGGUGGCGCUCCGGUGCAGAAGAAGCAGAAGGGCUCGGCGCUGGCACAGGAUGCGGUCGCAGACGAGGGGGCGGCGAAGAUGUCGCACAUCACGGUGGAGCGCAACCGGAGGAAGCAGAUGAACGAGCACCUCGCCGUGCUGCGCUCGCUCAUGCCCUGCUUCUAUGUCAAGAGGGGAGACCAAGCGUCCAUAAUAGGAGGUGUGGUGAACUACAUCAAGGAGCUGCAGCAGGUGCUUCGUUCGCUGGAGACCCAGAAGCACCGCAAGGCGUACGCCGAGCAGGUUCUCAGCCCGCGGCCGACGGCAAGCCCGCGCCCACUGCCUCUCAGCCCGCGGCCGUUCAUCAAGUCGACGCCGCCGCUCAGCCCCCGGGUUCAGUUGCCGAUAAGCCCCCGGACGCCAACCCCGGGCAGCCCGUACAAGCCCUGCGGCGGGGCCGGCGGCAGGCCCCUGCACCCGGCCGCCGCCGCGGCCUACAUGAUGUCACCAGCCAUGACGCCGACGUCGUCGUCCUCGUCCAACUCUCUCGAUCAGCAGCACUACUCGCUGCAGCCGUACCUGCCCACGCUAGACAGCAUCGUGACCGAGCUCGCCGCCAGGCCCACGGCGGCCGGGCUCAUCCUCCCCAACGUAAAGGUGGAGUUUGCCGGACCGAACCUGGUUCUGAAGACGGUGUCGCACCGCGCGCCGGGGCAGGCGCUCAAGAUCAUCGCCGCGCUCGAGAGUCUCUCGCUCGAGAUCCUCCACGUCAGCCUCAGCACCGUCGACGAUACCAUGUUGCACUCCUUCACCAUCAAGAUUGGGAUCGAUUGCGAGCUCAGCGCGGAGGAGCUCGUGCAGGAAAUCCAGCAAACGUUCUUGUAACGCGCGUGCAGUAGCAAGCCGGCCGCAAACUGAUAUAAAACUGCAUGCGUGGCUUAACAGGAGCAGUUUCCGUGCAACUGUGUGGCUGUGCGAGCUGUAGGCUGUAGCUAGUUAAAGAUCAUGUUAUUUCCAUCAGUAGACGUGUAGUACGUUAGGAAUGGUUAUUGUUUUGAUUGCUUAUGCUGAAUAAUCCCUUUCGAUCUCGACCG